AUGUCUAGUACCAAUACACACACCACACGAAAAGUCCCAACAAAUGGGAUCAUAAGAACGGAAAUUGACCAAGAGGUUGAAAACGCCAGACAAUCAACUCAACCACCAACACACACGACACAAUCUCCCACUUCACACUUUUUCUUUAAUGUUCUAAUCGAAAGAUAUGGCGGGCUUGAACCACUCUUUACAUUCCUUGGACUAAACCCGUUGGUAUUCUUGAUGAUCAGACCGGUGGUUAGUGAUUUGUAUGUGGACAAAAGAGGAAAAAAGUCUUUCUUCUACAAUCCUGACGACCGCAUCCUCCUUCUUUAUUUGUUCUUUAAGUAUGAUAAAUUAAGAAUAAUUCGUGAUCUGUGUCUUCCUUUUGUUAAAACCAAUGAACAAAUAGAAAGAGAAAUCAUAAUAAGUUCAAAACUGUUCCUUCAGAUUAUGAGAGACUCUUUCAUUACAUUUAAGGGCGAGAAUCUCCUUAACACUAAUGUAAGUGCUAUUAUCGAUUGCACGAUGGUUCCUUGUAAUCGACCAAGCACUGAUUUCGCUUCUUCAAUGAUAUUUUACAGUGGAAAGUACAAAGCAUAUUGCAUUAAAAAGGAAGUAAUCGUGAAUGCAGAAAGCGGAACAGCAGCUUUUGUUUCUCAAGGAAAACCAGGAGCACAGCACGGUAUGAAACUUCUGAAAGAAACGGCUCAGGAAAUCAGUCAUAUGCUGGGAGGAAAGAAGAUGAUAGGUGACAAAGGGUACAAGGGAAUUGAUGCUUAUGUUCCCAAUUCGUUUAUCCCAACAACAAGUCCUUUCCUUGAAAAACGUUGCCUUAUUGAAAUAUACUUCGGGAAACUUAAAACCGUCUUUGCUUUUGCAAGAACAAAGUUUGUGAAAGCUUUUGAAAUUUUUGAUGCCAUGUUUGUUCUCUGCUGUUGUUUUUGCAAUGUUGAUAUCCAAAUUAACCCACUUAUUGCGGAAGAUGCAGCUAAUUACCAAAACAUUGUUGACAAUUUCAUGAACAGCAUAGAAGAAAGAAGAAAGCUGCAUCGAGAGAGUAACAGAAUUUAUCGAAGAAGACAACAAAUUCAAAUGAAUGCUCUUAUCAAUGAGCAACACAGAAAUGCCCGAGAAGAUCAAAGCGGAGAAGAUGAGACUGAAAUUGAAGCAGACUUUCGUGAUGAUUAA
Molecule: messenger RNA, 1170 nt
Organism: Entamoeba invadens IP1
Lineage: Eukaryota; Evosea; Mastigamoebida; Endamoebidae
Exons: 1
Coding region: 1-1170 (389 amino acids)
Source: RefSeq, a predicted model, not a curated record